AACUUGCUAGCACUACCCUUAAAUUAAACACUACGCUAUUUAAAUUUUUUUUUUCACCGAAAAAGAGGCACUCCAGUGUCAUAGAGAGUAGUGAACACUAUCGUUGACUUGAUUUGCUUUACAAAGAAGGUAUCAAGUCUGUUUACUUCUUCUCUAACUUCCUACGAACUGACAAAUGAUCUUCCAGCCUCCUCCAUAAGCCUCCUAAGCCUCAGCUUGUAUAUGAUUUGAGUCAGAGCAUCACUUUUAACCAGUCGCUGCUAUGUCUUCCCAAAACCAGGAACCCCAAUUCAUAUAUGAUGCGUACAUUAGUUCCGGUUUGCAGUUCCUUCAUCCUUUUAUUUCAGGUCUCUAUGAUGCACUCAAAAGUGUUGGACUGCAUGUUUUAGCAGACCGCACCGAGCCCAAGACUAAUAUAUCUGACGCAAUCGAACGAUGCAGAGUUUCUAUCAUAGUUUUCACAAUAGCUUAUGCUGAAUCAACCUUAUUCUUGCAAGAACUCGUGGACAUAAUGGAGUGUCAUCGGAGGAAAGAUCAGAAGGUUGUGCCCGUGUUCUAUUGCUUAGAUCCCUCCCAAGUAUGCAAUCGGAGCGGUUAUUUUGGGCAGAUUUUGUCGCUAACUCUGCAAGGUAUCUCAAGGGAUGAAAACAGGAUGCUGAGUUAUGAGACCGCCCUUCGACAAGCUGCUUCCAUUUUACCCAGGUUUCUUCCAGAUAUCUGGAAUAAGAGAGAAGUUAUGAGCCAUAUAGUUGGACAUGUUACAUCCUUGAUGGAUUCAACGAAAUUAUUCAUUGCAAAGCAUCCGGUGGGAGUAGACUCUCGUGUGCAAGAUUUGAUUCAACUCUUAAACAAUCAGAAAGCAGAUGGUGUCCUCAUAAUAGCAAUAUGGGGAAUGGCGGGAAUAGGUAAAACUACAAUUGCCAAAGCCCUCUACAACCAAAUUAGCCACAAUUUCGAGGUGAGAAAAUUUGUCGCAGGCAUCCAGGAUAGGAAGGGGGAUUAUCCAAUAUGGGUGGCUUCCAAAUUUAUAGAAAAGAGGCUUCUUUUGUUUUUGAAAGACCAAGUUAAAACAAAAGCGCAAAACUUUGACUCAACAAGAAAUAUAUGGUGGGAAGGAAUUCGUUGCUUAAAGGUACUUCUUAUACUUGAUAAUGUGAGAAGUGAAAGAGAACUGGAGGUUUUGCCAGUAACUCGUGAAUGCUUUGGUCCAGGGAGUAUAAUAAUCUUCACGACAAGGACUAAACAUGAUCGACUUCAUGAGAUUGGAGUUAAUCAAUAUAGAGUGAAAGAAAUGGACUACAACGAAUGUGUUGAGCUUUUUAGUCGGAGCGCAUUCAACAAAGCCACUCCUGAAAGAAGUUUUUCUGGUCUUAUUAAUUAUGCAAUUGAAUAUUCUGAUGGACUGCCACUGGCUCUUGUGGGUGUUGGCUCUGCUGUAUCUGAAAAAAGUAUAGAAGAGUGGGAGAAUGUGUUGGACAGCUUCAAAAGAUUCCCCUCUCUAGAUGUAUGGCAGGUUUUAAAAGAAAACAUAGAUUCUGUUGGAUAUGAAGAAAAGAAAAUAUUUCUUGAACUAGCUUAUUUGAGACAUAUCUUUAUUGGAAUGAAUCGAAAUGAUAUAAGUCAGAUAUUACAAGAAGCUGGACGUAAUGCCGCACCAAGAGAAAUUAAAGGACUUGAAGAGCAUAGUCUUGUGUGGUUUGACGAGGACAAGCUUUGCAUGAAUCGUUUGCUACAAGACAUCGGANGAGAAAUGUAUAUGAAGGAAUCAUUGAUUGAGCCUCAGCAAAGGCCAUAUGAUGUAUUCUUGAGCUUUCGAGGCAAAGAAACUCGCUCAAAGUUCAUCUCACAUCUUUAUGCAUCUCUUGAAAAUGCUGGUAUCUAUGUUUUCAAGGAUGAAGACGGGCUAGCAAGAGGGGAAAAUCUCUCAAUCUCGCUUCUGAAAGCAAUUGGAGAGUCUAAAACUUCUAUCAUUAUUUUGUCACCAAAUUAUGCAUUUUCAAGAUGGUGUUUGCAAGAGUUGGAAGACAUCAUGAUAUGUUGUAGAAACAAAACUCAAAAGGUGCUGCCAGUAUUCUACCAUAUAGAUCCCUCAGAAGUGCGAAAUCAAACUGGUAAGUUUGGACAAGCUUUUGAUAACCUUAUGAAAAGAUAUCCGGAUAAAAUAAAAGGCAAGGAGCAGAGUUGGAGGAAAGCACUCCGUGAAGUCGGGUGCAUUGCAGGGUUUGUCAUCCGAAAAUCCAGGAAUGAAAGUGAGGAUAUUAAGAACAUUGUUGAACAUAUUACUCAUAUGCUGGACAUGAAGGAACUGUUUGUUGCAAAUCAUCCGGUAGGAGUUGAAUCUCGUGUUGAAGAGGUGAUUGAAAUGUUAAAAGACCAGCAGCAAGAAAAUCCUCUACUACUUGGUAUAUGGGGCAUGGGAGGGAGUGGUAAAACAACCAUUAGCAAAGCGAUUUAUAAUAAACUUUUCCGCGAGUUUGAAGGUCGGUGCUUCCUCCUAAAUAUAAGAGAAGUUUGGGAUCAAGAUAAUGGAAUUCUUUAUUUACAACAGCAACUUCUUUCUUCUAUUUUUAGGACAACGAAAAUAAAGGUAGAAAACAUUGAAUCUGGAAAGUCAAUAUUGGAAAAAAGACUUGGCCAGAAAAAGAUUCUUCUUGUACUUGAUGAUGUGGACAAAUUGGAGCAGCUAAAUUCUUUAGCUGCAAGCCGUGAAUGGUUCUGUCCCGGUAGCAUAAUAAUCAUCACAACAAGAGACGAGCAUCUUCUACGUUGUCUUAGAAUUGACAAGUUAUAUAGUAUGAAAGAGUUAAAUGACAAAGAAUCCAUUGAACUUUUUAGCUGGCAUGCAUUCAAAGAACCGUGUCCAAAAGAAGAGUUUGCUUCACUUGCUAAUGAAGUUGUUUCAUAUUGUGAGAGAUUGCCACUGGCUCUUGAGGUAAUUGGGUCACAUCUGUUUAAUAGGAAAGUAUAUGAAUGGAGGAGUGUUUUGAAUAAACUCAAAACUAUUCCAAACAAUGAUGUACAGAAGAAGCUUAAAAUAAGUUUUGAUGGUCUAAGUGAUGAUAGGAAUAGAGAAAUAUUUCUUGAUGUAGCAUUUUUCUUUAUUGGAAUGGACAAAAAUGAUGUAACUGAUAUAUUAAAUGGCUGCGGGCAUUCAGCUGACAUUGGAAUAAAUAUUCUUAGGGAACGAUGCCUUAUUGCUGUGGACACUAAGGGAAAACUUGGCAUGCAUGGUUUGCUGCGAGACAUGGGAAGAGAAAUUAUUCGCGAGAGUUUGCCAAUGAAACCUGAGGAACGUAGUAGGUUGUGGAAUCCAGAUGAAGUGCUUAAUGUAUUAUCAAAAGACAUGGGAACAAAAGCUAUUGAGGGACUUGCUUUGAACCUGCCAAAGUCAUUGAAUCCAACUCAGUUAAAGGCAGAAGCAUUUAAGGAGAUGAAGAGACUGAGAUUGCUUCAGUUUACAAAUGUGCAACUUGUUGGAGACUUUAAAUACCUUUCAACGGAUCUUCGAUGGUUGUGCUGGCAUGAAUGUCCUUCAGAAUAUACAACUGCAAACUUUGAUCAAGGAAAUUUAGUUGCUAUUGACUUCAAAUAUAGCAAACUCGACCUUGUAUGGAAGAAGGGUCAGAUGAUGAAGAAUCUAAAAAUUCUCAAUCUUAGUCAUUCUCAACACUUGACACAAACUCCUGACUUUUCAAAUAUGCCCAAUCUUGAAAAGUUAAUACUCAAAUAUUGCCCAAAGUUGACUUUGGUUUCUCAUACCAUUGAACAUCUCAAGCAAGUUCUUCUAAUCAAUUUGAAAGGGUGUUCGGGGCUUCGUGUACUUCCAAGAAGUAUCUACAAGUUGAAAUCUCUCAAAACUCUCAUUCUUUCAGGAUGUUCAUUGAUUGAUAAAUUAGAGGAAGACAUAGAACAAAUGGAAUCAUUGACAACUUUGAUGGCAGAUAAAACUGCCAUAACACAAGUGCCUCAUGCACUUCUAAGAUUAAAAAGCAUUGUGUAUGUUUCUCUGUGUGACUUUAAAGGAUUAUCGCGCAAUGUGUUUCCUUCAAUCAUUUGGUCAUGGACCUCUCCAACAAAUAACUUCUCACCCCAAGUGCAAACAUUUUUGGACUUGUCAAAUCUUGUUUCCUUAAUAGUACCAAAUAGCAACUCUCAAGGCCUAUCAUCCAUCAUCAGAGAGCUUCCACAGGUCCAGAAUGUUAGGCUGGAAUGUGGCUCACAACUUCAAAUUAUAGGAGAUGUAGUUUCUAAUACUUUUGAUGUCACAAACUGCAAUGAAAUGAAAGUAACAUCAAGUGCUUCAAAUAUCUCAAAAGGGAGUAGCUCAUCAUUAAUUGGUUACUGCAGUGAAGAUGACAUUAUUGAAUCAGAAAAUUCCUUGAAUUCAAUUUUAAUUCAAAUGGGAAUGAGUUGUUCAGUCACAGAGUUACUUAGGGAAAAUAUUUUGCAGAAGUUUAAUGCAAGAGUACCUGGAGAUUGCUUGCUUCCUGGCAACAAGAAUCCUGAUUGGUUAACAUUCAGUUGUGAAGGUUCUUUUGUAAUUUUUGACAUCCCUCAGGUGAAUGGGCAUAAGUUAAAGUCAGUGAUGUUGUGUAUCAUCUAUUCUUCUUCCUCAAACAUUGUACCUUUAGAAGGCCCUAUCAUUAAAAAUUUGUGUAUCAUAAAUCAUACAAAGACCACCCCUUUUCUCUACGAUGGAGAUACACUGGCUUCACUUAGAGAUGAUGAAUGGCAGAAAGUAAUAGCGAACCUUGAAGCUGGUGACAAAGUGCAGAUUGUUGUUUCUUCCGGAUUAGGAUUCACUGUGAAGAAGACAGCAGUUUAUCUCAUAUAUGCAGAGCAACAAGCUGAAGGUAUUGUUUGUGGUGAUGAUAUGGUAGCAGAUGGAAAUAUCAUUGUUCAUGAUGGAGAAGAAAAUGAUUUACUUCAAGGAGUAAACAAGAAUUUCUCAAAAAAAAAUUUGAAGUCACAUACAAAACGAAAAUUCAAAGAGUAUGAUGAUACCAAUCAUUAAUAGGGUGAAGAUGUUUUUAGAUGAUCAAGGACUAUUGGCACUUACGAGUUGAAGAUGCACGUAAGAAUAAGCUAAAGAAAGAUAAAAUUUACCAGUAGUUUUAGUAUAAUUUUAUAUUUAUUAAUUUCUAUUAAAUAUAUAUCAUCAAAUGGUUUUAAACUUUUAAUGUAUGAUGCACUAAGUUAUGUUUAGACACUUUGUAUAUCAUGAAAAAUUGAUGGCAGGGGUAAUACAAGUAUUGGCUCCAUAGAUGAUGCAACAUGAGAUGCACUUAACUUUUAGACCGCUACUAACUAGUACAUUUUAAUGAGAGAAUCAGAAAAUCUUGCUCAAGCCA
This is a messenger RNA of Arachis ipaensis, 5351 nucleotides long. Lineage: Eukaryota; Viridiplantae; Streptophyta; Magnoliopsida; Fabales; Fabaceae. The record is from RefSeq and is a predicted model, not a curated record.